AUGGGGACUAAUGCUGCUCUUGAGAAGAGACUAGCAGAGCUUCAGGAGACGGUUGCUGGCCUGACUAAGAGUAUCCAGGAGGACAGAGAUAAAAGGGAGACUCAAAAUCGGCCUGGAAUGGUGAGGACAGAGGACAGGAUGGUGAGGACAGGAGAAAUGAUCACUAGGACAGGUUAUUCGGAGACACCAGGAAAUGGCCAAUAUCAACCAAAUACAUCGCGGGGUUUUGGUAACGCCGAGGCCUAUGUGUACCUGACCACGUGUUGUGGCAGGUUGUGCCCCGAUUACACUAGGGUUGUGCCCGAAGUGGCUCUCCUACUGAGGCCGACGACGCGUCUCGCAUGA
Molecule: messenger RNA, 345 nt
Organism: Tremella mesenterica DSM 1558
Lineage: Eukaryota; Fungi; Basidiomycota; Tremellomycetes; Tremellales; Tremellaceae
Exons: 3
Coding region: 1-345 (114 amino acids)
Source: RefSeq, a predicted model, not a curated record